GAUAUUUAGAGACCUGCGAGUUUCAGUUUUCGGUUAGCUAUAUGUGUGUCUAAUGAAUGGUGGGGAAUCUUCUUAUCAUAUCUUUGCGUGGACUGUCCCAGAUUGCAGCAGAGUACUCGGAGUGCCCAUCAGGGAAAAAAGGAGGAGAUCUUGGAUGGUUCCCUAGAGGAAAGAUGGCAGGUCCAUUCCAAGAUGUCGCCUUCAACACACCUGUUGGUGUCACUAGUGCACCUUUCAAAUCUACGCAUGGAUACCACAUCAUCUUGUCGGAAGGAAGGAAAUACUGACAGAUUACAUCUCUGUUCUCCUCUGCUCUAGUCUUGUGGAAGUCACUUGCUAGUUGUUACUGUAACCUAUAUAUAAAACACACAGCCUUUGUUGUUCUGGCCAAAAUGUUUGCUACAAGUUGUUAACAAAUCUUCUCUGUUGUUUUGAAUAAUGAAUUUCUGAAGGCUAUGUGAUUCA
Molecule: messenger RNA, 465 nt
Organism: Brassica napus (rape)
Lineage: Eukaryota; Viridiplantae; Streptophyta; Magnoliopsida; Brassicales; Brassicaceae
Product: peptidyl-prolyl cis-trans isomerase NIMA-interacting 4-like
Exons: 2
Coding region: 57-287 (76 amino acids)
Biological process (GO): rRNA processing
Molecular function (GO): DNA binding; peptidyl-prolyl cis-trans isomerase activity
Source: RefSeq, a predicted model, not a curated record